This is a messenger RNA of Myxocyprinus asiaticus (Chinese sucker), 3471 nucleotides long. Its product is annotated as neuropilin and tolloid-like protein 1. The record is from RefSeq and is a predicted model, not a curated record. Gene Ontology annotation, molecular function: protein binding. The coding region runs from base 1022 to 2638 and encodes 538 amino acids. NCBI's taxonomy places the organism in Eukaryota, Metazoa, Chordata, Actinopteri, Cypriniformes, Catostomidae. The transcript has 11 exons.
UGAAUAUAAGACCUCGUAUUAAUUUACAGGGUCUGAAUGUUUCGAUAGCUUCCUUUACUUCAGUCCAGAGCCCCGCCAUGUCCGAAGGCUGCAGAUGCUCUUCACCAAUCCAACACUGCAGGUGCAGUUAAUGCUUGGGGAUGCUGAUAGUAGUUGUGCUUCUCCGGAUAUUCUUUCUUUUCCUCACAGAGAGCUUUUUUCUGCUUGUCUCCUAAAUUUUUGCUUUAGUGCUGCCGUCUGUUUUGGAUUCACUGGAUCCCACAGUCCGUCCGACUUUGCGGUGCCUCUUCAAGAACAUAAUCUACAACAUCAUCUUUAGUGGAUUACAGACCUUUAUGACGAACAGCUAUGUAUGCUGCCGCAUCAUUUUAGGCUGUUGACAUAACUCGGAACUGCUAAAUAAUCAAUGGCCAACUGCAGGAGAGGAGCGGUAAUAUGAAUUAACUCUUUAAGGUGGAAAAAAGCAGAGGUGCAUAUGGAAAGGGGUUUUAUACUGCCGAAGAAACACAGGAAUAAGGAUUUAUAACACAUCUCUUCUCGCUGCGAGUUUUCUUGAUGAAGUUGGGUGUGCUCUGCGAUUUGUAAAGAAGAGACACAAUAGGGAACAAAUGAAGUGGAAUGGAUGUUCUGUAAACUGCUCCUUACAGAUGUAUGGAAGAUUUGCCAACCUUUUCCCUUUAUUAAUCUUUUUAUGGUAAUCCUGGAAAGGUGGAGCGAUCAGGAAAAGCUAAUGACAGACACAUUAAUUAAUCAGAAGCACCAGAGGGGUUUGGAAACGUUUGGAUGGAAAUCGGGCGAAUGUUUACAUCUUUUUUCUGCUUUUUUACGAAACUACUAAUGAAUAGUUGUGUAUCUCUGGUGGAAUCACCGUCAUCAUUGAUUAAUAAGCUACAGUAAAUUUAUGGGCUGUGAAAUGUUGACAUAUUCGCGGUGAAAUUUCGCAAAUAUCAAUAUUUUUCUACUGAAAGUAUUCCGAUCUAAAUGGAAAUAGUUGAGAAAGCCCUUUGUGAAAGGAAUAGACAUGGUACAUGGGAACAGGUUCCUUCAUGUUGUUGCAGGUCUUCUCAUGCUUGGGGUGUCUUGGGCAACAAAGAAGGAAGCAGUGAAAAACAAUUCAGGGGUCCAGCCGGCAGGUCAGUGUGGAACCUGGGUGAAAGAACAAGAGGGAGGCAUCUUCACCUCACCCAAUUAUCCAAACAAAUAUCCCCCAGAGCGAGAAUGCAUCUACAUCAUUGAAGCUCCCCCGAGACAAUGCAUUGAUCUUUUCUUUGAUGAAAAGUAUUCAAUAGAGCCUUCAUGGGAAUGUAAAUUUGACCAUAUUGAAGUCCGGGAUGGGCCCUUUGGCUUUUCUCCAAUAAUUGGACGCUACUGCGGACAGCAGAACCCUCCAUAUAUCAGAUCAAGUGGCCGCUACCUAUGGAUAAAAUUUGUUGCUGAUGGCGAAUUGGAAGCCAGGGGAUUUUCUGCAAGCUACAAUUUCACAGCAGAUCCUGACUUUAAAGACAUAGGAGUCCCCAAACCACUUCCCUUUUGUGAAUUUGAGAUGGGAGGACCUGAAGGCAUCAUUGAAUCGCAGCAGAUCACCAAAGAUGGCAAAGCCUCACAGACAGAGGCAGUGGACUGCAAGUGGUACAUCCGUGCCCCUCCCCGUUCCAAGAUCUACUUGCGUUUCCUAGACUACGAGAUGCAGAAGUCCAAUGAGUGUAAAAGCAAUUUUGUGGCAGUGUAUGAUGGCAGCAGCUCGGUGGAGGACCUGAGGAACAAGUUCUGCAGCACUGUGGCCAACGAUGUCAUGCUGGUGUCCGAGCUGGGUGUGGUCCGCAUGUGGGCCGAUGAGGGGAGUCGCAAGAGCCGCUUCCGUAUCCUCUUCACCACCUUCCAAGAGCCUCCAUGUGAGGCAGAUACUUUCUUUUGCCACAGUAACAUGUGUAUCAAUAACACGCUGGUGUGCAAUGGAGUCCAGAACUGUGUUUACCCUUGGGAUGAGAACCACUGCAAAGAAAAACGGAAAGCCAAUAUCCUGGACAACAUCAAUAACACAAAUGGCACCAUCAUCGGUGUAACGUGCUGCAUUGUACUGAUCCUACUGGUUGUAUCAGUGAUUGUUCAAAUCAAGCAGCCAAGAAAGAAGUACAUACUGAGACGUGAGGACUUUGACCCUACCAUGUUCCAGGAGGUGUUCCAAGAGCCACCACAUUAUGAACUGUGCACUCUUCGCAGUGCAGCGGCCACCUCGGUGGACCUGGCCGAGUUGGCCGAGGACUUUGAGAGCUACCACAAACUAAGGAGCGCCUCCUCACGCUGUGUACAUGAGCAUCACUGUGGUUCCUCACAGCUAUCCAGCACCAAGGGCAGCCGAACUAACCUGAGUCCCCGUGAAGCGGCAACGGCCAUAUUGACAGACCUCCCAACGCAACCGGUGCGGCCACUUCCUCCCCAAACCAACCGGCGGAACAUUCUGGUAAUGAGACACACCUACUCACAAGACACUGCAGAUGCCUGUGACCUGGAUGAUGACCUGGAGGAAGUGCCCACCACCAGCCACAGGCUGUCCAGACAUGAGAAAGCAGUGCAGCGGUUCUGCCUCAUUGGGUCUCUAAACAAACAUGAAUCUGAGUACAACACAACUAGGGUGUAACAGACAAUCUGAAGUCUGUUACAUCAUACACACCACACCCAAGAUUGACAUCUUAUGAGACCACCUUGUGGAAACAGCCUCAAACUACAAUGUUUUCAGUUCUGCAUUUUUGUCCAUUUUUAGCCAAUUUGAUGGGCAAUAUAUUUGCACCAUCUUCUAUGGUCUGAAAGUAGAUCAAACUAUCAAGCUCUUGGGGACUAUUCAUUUACAGACACUGUACUGAAACUGAAUUUUCAAACUGAUGUACAUUUUUCAUUCAGUGGAAUUUGAAUCCGACAUGUUUUUUUUUUUCUCUGAUUUGACUUCCAAGACUGUAUUGUAAUGCUCAGAUUAUUUUUCAAUACAAAUUGUAAUGUCCUGAGUAAGUAUUUGUACUUUGCAAAAUGCAUAGCUGAAGACCUUUAAAAAAUUCUAAGAUCAUAAAAUGCGAUACUUGACCAACUGAUAAACAGGUGUAGUUUGUAUUCCUCCUCAUCCAGGGGUGAUUGUACUGUGAUUAGUUCUCUAAUCCUGUAACUUUUAGUUAGAGAUGUUGAGAUAUCUGACUACUAUCUCAGAAGAUUAAACAAAAACGUGUUCUCCUUUUAAACACCAUCAGUAAAUGAAACCCAAAGUCAGCUGGUCUUGCCUAUGCAUACAGCAAAGUGUGCUCAUAAUAUUUUUAACAUCAAGUUACUAAUUAAUAAGAAAGGGGUGGAGCACAUGUCAGUAUUUUCUGCCACAUACAAUCUGACAAACCAAGUAAUUUGACAAAAAGUAUUUAGUUCAUAAUACAUUUGCUUGAUGCUGGACAGUGUGUUUUAAAUAAAGUGUAACCUGAUUAUUCAGCUGGA